Tribolium madens (black flour beetle) is the source of this 3686-nucleotide messenger RNA. RefSeq names its product membrane-associated protein Hem (gene Hem). NCBI's taxonomy places the organism in Eukaryota, Metazoa, Arthropoda, Insecta, Coleoptera, Tenebrionidae. The record is from RefSeq and is a predicted model, not a curated record. Gene Ontology annotation, cellular component: SCAR complex. The transcript is spliced from 2 exons. Gene Ontology annotation, biological process: cell projection assembly; cell migration; cortical actin cytoskeleton organization. The coding region runs from base 158 to 3526 and encodes 1122 amino acids.
GGCUAAAAUCCCUAGCGUCACCGCCUUGUUUUUGACAUUUGUUUGACAUUUCGCUAACCAACAAACCAAACAUUAUUAAUUUUCUAAAAAAACGAUGAAAUAACACGUCAUCAUCAAUUAAUAACUUACAUCCGGGCCGAAGGAAACUGAUAUCAAAAUGGCCCGUCCUCUCGCCCCCAGCGAGCGAAAAAUCGCCGAAAAACUGAUUAUUCUUAACGAUAGAGGCAUUGGUAUGCUCACCCGUAUAUACAACAUCAAAAAAGCCUGCGGAGACGCCAAAUCAAAACCGGGGUUUCUCUCAGACAAAAAUUUGGAAUCUUCGAUUAAAAGCAUCGUGCGCCGGUUUCCGAACGUCGACAGUAAGAAUUUAACGGCAAUUCAAGGCCUCAGGAAUGAAAUAAUCAAAUCCUUGUCACUCUAUUACUAUACCUUUGUCGAUUUGCUUGACUUCAAAGACCACGUUUGUGAGUUAUUAACCUGCAUGGGGGCCUUCCAAAUCGAGUUAGACAUUUCGGUGAACUUUGAACUCACCAAACACUACCUUGAUUUAGUCACGACCUACGUGUCGUUGAUGGUGUUGUUGUCUCGUGUUGAGGACCGGAAGGCCGUUUUGGGGCUGUUUAAUGCGGCUUAUGAGAUCGUACAUUCAUCUCCAGAUUCGAGUUUCCCGCGGUUGGGCAAUAUGAUAAUGGAGUAUGAAAUUCCGUUUAAAAAACUAUGUGAGGAGUUUGUCCCCCACACGAAGCUACUUUUAAGCGCCUUAAACUCGCUUUCGUCCAUUUACACCCUCAGGAAUGUCUCAGCCGAUAAAUGGCGCUCGGAAUUGAAAUUGAGUCUCGUUGGCAACCCUGCUUCGCUCCUAAAACCGGUCAUGGCCGACCGGAUGUCUUGCGAGUACUUAUCACUCGACACGAUGGAGCGUUGGAUUGUCUUUGGUUUGCUAUUAAUUCACCCAAAUUUGCAACACGACCACUUGAAUAAAUUAUGGAUAAACGCGCUUGAAUCGUCUUGGGUCUUGCCGUUAUUCCGGGACGAAGUUAUCUACACCCAUCAAUAUAUUUGUGGUUAUUUUGAUACCAUCAAGGGUUAUAGUAAAAGAGUGUCGGAAGUUAAAGAUUGCCACAGUCAAGCGAUCCAGAAGGCUGGGUAUAGGCACCGUGAACGCAGGAAGUUCCUAAGGACGGCUCUUAAAGAGUUGGGAUUGAUUUUAAUGGACCAGCCUGGUCUUUUAGGGCCGAAGGCUCUAAUGGUUUUCAUGGGUUUGUGUUACGCGAGGGAUGAGGUUUUAUGGUUGUUGCGACACAAUGACAACCCGCCACAACAAAAAAAUAAGGGCAAAUCCACCGAGGAUUUGGUUGAUAGACACCUACCAGAACUGCUCUUCCAUAUGGAGGAUUUAAGAGUCUUGGUGCGAAAGUAUAGCCAAGUCAUGCAAAGAUAUUACGUUCAAUACUUAUCACAUUUCGAUGCUCUUGUCUUGAAAGACAUGAUACAGAAAAAUUUGGGUUCGGUGGGUGAAGACGAGUGUAUCAUUUUAUCCUCUUUGUGUAACACCAUAUCCGGUCUUUCGGUCAAACAAGUCGAAGAUAACGAAACGUUCAAUUUCUUCGCUUUUCGCUUGGAUUGGUUUCGCUUGCAGGCGUACAUGUCGACGGGUAACGCCGUCUUGAGGAUCAUGGAGAAUCGGGAGUUGGCCCAGUUUUUGGACAAUGUGCAAUUUCACUCUAAAAUGGUCGACAACUUGGAUGAGAUGUUAGUCGAGACUUCUGAUUUGUCGAUUUUCUGUUUUUACAACCGGAUUUUCGAGGACCAGUUCCACAUGUGUUUGGAGUUUCCGGCUCAGAAUCGCUUCAUUGUCGCUUUUCCCUCGAUUUGUUCCCACUUCCAACACUGCACUCACGAGUUGUGUCCGGAGGAGCGUCACCACAUCCGCGAGAGGAGCCUCUCAGUGGUCAACGUCUUCUUGGAUGAGAUGGCAAAAGAAGCGAAGAAUAUUAUUACGGCUAUUUGCGACGCCCAGUGUAAAAUGAGCGAUAAACUCCUACCGAAAAACUGUGCCCACUUAAUUUCGCAACAAAUGAACCGGAAGAAGAAAGAGAAGAAUAAGAAGAAUACCAUCGAGAUUGAGAAGCCAGGCAAGGAGAGUUAUAGAAAGACACGGGAGAAUUUGACGACUAUGGAUAAAUUACACAUGGCGUUGACUGAGCUCUGCUACGCUAUUAACUAUUUUUCGAAUAUAAAUGUUUGGGAGUAUACUUUCGCCCCUAGGGAGUACUUGCACCAACAUUUGGAGAAUCGUUUUGCGCGGGCUUUGGUCGGCAUGGUCAUGUACAACGCUGAUACGAACGAAAUCGCUAAACCUUCCGAGCUUUUGGUUAGCGUUCGUGCAUACAUGAAUGUCCUUCAAACCGUUGAAAACUACGUCCAUAUUGACAUAACCCGAGUGUUUAACAAUUGUCUCUUGCAACAGACCCAACCUAUGGACAGUCACGGCGAGAAAACAAUCGCUGCGAUUUACACCCAAUGGUAUUCCGAGGUGUUGCUCCGACGUGUCAGUGCUGGCAACAUAAUCUUCUCGAUGAAUCAACGCUCGUUCGUUUGUCUCACUGCCGAGGCGGCCAUUCCCUUCAAUCCUGAGGAAUACUCAGACGUUAACGAGCUCAGAGCCCUCGCCGAGCUGAUCGGUCCCUACGGCAUGAAACAAUUGAGUGAGACGUUGAUGUGGCACAUCGCCAGUCAAGUCAUCGAGUUGAAAAAACUAGCCGAGGCCAAUAAAGAGGUUCUUUUGUUGCUCCGGACCAAUUUCGACAAACCCGAAGUGAUGAAAGAACAGUUCAAGAAACUGACAAGUGUUGAGAAUGUCCUCCAACGGAUGACAAUCGUUGGAGUGAUACUGAGUUUCCGCCAGUUGGCUCAAUCGUGUCUCACGGACGUUCUUGAGCAGAGAAUCCCGUUCCUCCUGAGCUCGAUUCUUGACUUCCGCCACCACUUGCCAAGCGGUGAUCCGUUGAAGGUCGUGAGUGAGAUGUGCUCAGCCGCGGGGAUUCCGUGUAAAGUGGACCCGACACUGGUCAACGCUCUCAAGUUGCAAAAACCGGAAGUGGAGAGUGAUGAGCACUUGAUCACGUGUCUACUGAUGGUGUUUGUAGCGGUGUCGAUUCCGAAGUUGGCCAAGCAAGAACAGUCGUUUUAUAGAGCGUCCCUGGAGGGGCAUACGAAUAAUAUUCAUUGUAUGGCCUUGGCGGUGAAUCAUAUUUUCGGGGCGUUGUUCACGAUUUGUAAUCAGGGGGAUAUGGAGGACCGGAUGAAGGAGUUUCUAGCGUUGGCCUCUUCGAGUUUGCUCAGAUUGGGACAGGAGGCUGAUAAGGAAGCGACGAAAAAUAGAGAGAGUGUGUAUUUGUUGUUGGAUCAAAUCGUGCAAGAGUCGCCGUUUCUGACAAUGGAUUUGCUAGAGUCCUGCUUCCCCUAUGCACUGAUCAGGAAUGCCUAUCACGCGGUGUAUAAACAAGAGCAAUUGUUGGCCUAGAUUCAGUGCCAAUUCCAGUUAGGUUAAGUAUUUAUUUCACUACAAAUGUCUAUGAAGAUACAACAAUCGUAACGCAAUUCAUGUUUAAGAUUAUUUAAGUACCUUAUGUUUAAUUACAGCGCAUUUAUAUGUUACAUGUAUUGUAAUUUUUUAUAUCAAA